AUGACUAUUACAUCUACUACUCCGUCUUCAACUAAUGGUGACAACUUAAACCAAACUGCUGCAAGUACACAUCUUCCUUUUCAUCCUGAUGACUACACACACCCUUGCCAUCCUUUAUAUGUCCAUCCAUCGGAUUUGUUGGGAUCUUCUCUAGUUACUGAUCGUUUUGAUGGUUCAUCCUAUAGAAGUUGGCAUAGAUUCAUAUUAGUUGCUUUAUCUGUUAGGAACAAACUUGAUUUCAUCCAUGGCACUUAUGAAAAGCCACCUGAGGGUUCUCCUUUACUUCGUCAAUGGAAACGAUGCAAUGAUUUGGUUGUUGCAUGGCUUGCUAAUUCUGUCACUAGAGAGAUUCACCAGACUGUUGUCUAUUCUGAGUUUGCAAAAGAUAUCUGGAGGGAAUUAGAAGCUAGAUAUGGGCAAGCUGAUGGGGCUAGAGUCUUUGAGUUAAAAAAAGGAGUUGGCACAUGUUUCACAAAAUGUACUUGUGGUGGGAAUGCUAAGUCUGAAGAAGAACAACGAGUGUAUCAGUUUCUUAUGGGUCUCAAUGAAGUCUAUGUCCAAGUCAGGAGUAACAUUCUCAUGAUAAAGCCCCUUCCCUCCAUGGAUACUGUUUACAGUAUUCUUCUCAGUGAUGAGAAACAAAGACAAGUGUCUGCAACUUCUCAAUUCUUUUCAGACUCUGCUUCCUUCCAUGCUGGGGUUUCCAAACAGUCAUACCCUGCCAAGGUAGCUUUUGAUUCUCAUAAAUCUGUUGUCACCUGCAAAUAUUGCAAGAAAAUUGGACAUAGCAUUGAGAAGUGUUUCAAGCUUCAUGGCUUUCCACAAAAUUUCAAGUUUACCAAGGGUGGUGGUCCUCGCAAGGCUGCAGCUAAUGUGGCAGCUGAUUCUUCUGGUUCACAAUCAUUGUCUUCUGGGUUAGACAGCUCUCCUGCUCAGGUUAUUCCUUCUGAACAUACUUCUGGGAUUCCUGGGAUCACUCAGCACCAGUAUGUUCAACUGAUGCAGCUUCUCCAACAUUCCCAUCUCAAUCCUGAUUCCUCUCACUCUCUGAUGGCUUCUGCUCACUUUGCAGGUAGAGAAGCCACACACAGUGUUUUACUUAAACCCUGUUUGUUUUCACAAGUAGACAGUUCUGUUUGGAUUAUAGAUUCUGGGGCUUCUGAUCAUAUGACUUCUCAGAAGUCACUUCUUUUUAAUAUUCAACCUCUUUCUAUUCCCUGUCUUGUCUCUUUGCCUAAUGGUUAUAAGGUUAAAGUCACCAAUUGUGGUUCUUUAACUUUAUUUCCUAACUUUACCUUGCAUAAUGUGCUUUAUGUCCCUACCUUCCAAUACAAUCUCAUAUCUGUUUACCAUCUGGUUUCACAGUUUGAUGGCAUAGCUCAAUUUUCUAGCACUUUGUGUCAUUUACAGGGCCCUUCACUGAAGAAGCCUCUGGUGCUUGGUAGAUUGGACCAUGGUUUAUACAAACUGGAGAUUCCUCCUCCUACUUCUUCUUCAUGUGUUUCUAGUUCUUUAGUUGCUUAUCCUGCUAGUUCCCUUUCUGAUGUUAGUGGUUCUACUAGUAGUGUUAAUAAGCAUGAAUCUGAUGUUAUCCCUUCCACUAUUCCCCAUUGUAAUUCUGCUCAUGCAAAUUUGAAUAAAAUAGAUGUGAUUUGGCAUUUUAGACUUGGUCACAUUCCUUUUUCCAGAAUGAAACACAUACAUGUUCUUAGUUCCUCUCUUUCUUCUAAACAAUCCUUUCCAUGUUCUAUUUGCCCCUUAGCUAGACAAACCAGACUCCCUUUCCUUGACAGUACUACUCAUUCUACAGCACCAUUUCAACUCAUUCACAUUGAUACCUGGGGACCCUACCAUUCUCCCACUACUACUGGUGCAAGAUACUUUCUAACUAUUGUGGAUGACUACUCUAGAGCUACUUGGACUCACCUUUUGGGGGCUAAAAGUAAUGCUUUUGAUAUGCUCAAAAGUUUCAUUGCUAUGGUUGAGACUCAUUUUAAUACCACAAUCAAAACUGUGAGGAGUGACAAUGCCCUAGAGCUGGGAUCUAGUUCUACUGGUUCCAAAUUCUUUCAGACAAAGUAUGUCUUUCCCUUUGCCCUUCCUCCUUCUUCUUCUUCUUCUCCUUCUCCACAUGUAUCUGCAUUCUCCCCUCCUCAUGUUCCUGAUGAUCUUGUUGCUCCCCCUACUUCAUCUUUUUCUCCUGUUUCUCCUGUUUCUCCAUCCCCUUCUGUUUCUCCUGUUCCUUCAUCACCUUCUGUUUCUCCUCUUUCUUCUACUGAUUUACCCAUUGCCUCUUCUUCUUCUCCUGUUAUACUUGUUGUCCCUCCUCCUUCUCUUGUUCCUGAGGUUUCUGUGAGGCAGUCUUCUAGACCUCACAAUCCUCCGGGAUAUUUGAAUGAUUAUGUUUGCACACUUCCUUCUUCAUGCUCCACUUCUAUUUCCAAUAUUGUUUCUACUAGUGUGCCUCCUGUGUUUGAACCCUAUACUUUCUCUCAAGCUGCCUCCAUUCCUGAAAGGCAAGAGACAAUGAAGAAUGAAUUUGAGGCUCUUGAAGCUAACAGGACUUGGGUAGUUGUUGAUUUGCCUUUGGGGAAGAAGCCUAUAGGGUGCAAAUGGGUCUAA
Molecule: messenger RNA, 2622 nt
Organism: Nicotiana attenuata
Lineage: Eukaryota; Viridiplantae; Streptophyta; Magnoliopsida; Solanales; Solanaceae
Exons: 3
Coding region: 1-2622 (873 amino acids)
Biological process (GO): DNA integration
Molecular function (GO): nucleic acid binding
Source: RefSeq, a predicted model, not a curated record